AUGGCAACAAAAGAAGCGGCAAGUUCGUCCAAAAUGACCGAAGAAGAGAAAAUGCUCAAGGGUGAAUUAUAUCAAGCCUUUGAUCCUGUCUUGUUGGAACAACGGCAAAAAGCCAAACUAUUGUGCUUUCAACUAAACCAAACGUCGCCUUUGGAAGUCGAAGCUCGUCAACAGAUUGUACAAGAACUGCUUCCCAAUUCCAAGGACAGCAAGAACAUUUGGAUUGAAUCACCAUUUCAUGUCGACUAUGGGAUUCAUCUACACGUGGGGGACAACUUCUAUGCCAACCACGGGUGCACCAUAUUGGAUUGCAAUGCUUGCACGGUCGGAAAUAAUUGUUUGUUGGCUCCGCAUGUGUGCAUUUCGGCUGCCACGCACCCAAUCGAUCCUGUCUUGCGAUCCAGUGGUGCCGAAAUAACAGCUCCGAUUACAAUUGGUGACAAUGCAUGGAUUGGAGCCAAUGCCACCGUAUGUCCUGGUGUCACACUUGGAAAUAAUGUCGUAGUUGGAGCUGGGGCCGUUGUGACCAAGAGUUUUGGAGAUAAUGUAGUAAUUGGUGGAGUACCAGCCAAAGUAAUUCGGCAUUUGGAAAUAUCCAAUGAGCCAAAGAACGAAGAUUAA
Molecule: messenger RNA, 621 nt
Organism: Cylindrotheca closterium
Lineage: Eukaryota; Bacillariophyta; Bacillariophyceae; Bacillariales; Bacillariaceae
Source: the annotation of a GenBank genome assembly